Messenger RNA from Pelobates fuscus (common spadefoot toad), 1238 nucleotides. Its product is annotated as gastrula zinc finger protein XlCGF17.1-like. The coding region runs from base 142 to 1020 and encodes 292 amino acids. The transcript is spliced from 3 exons. NCBI's taxonomy places the organism in Eukaryota, Metazoa, Chordata, Amphibia, Anura, Pelobatidae. The record is from RefSeq and is a predicted model, not a curated record.
CUGAUUAAUAGACGAACUGAGCUCAUUGGAAAAUACUUUCCCUAAAACAGAAACAGCAGCUGUCAAUCUCUAUUUGAUAUUUCCAGCAGCAGAAGUUUUUCUAAAGGACAGGACAACAACAGAAAUAUACUAAGCAAGAUUAUGAAGAAAUCUUUUAAUAAGACAACCAAGGAUUCCAGCUCUCCAAACUCAAGCAAUCUCUCAGAACCCUAUAUGUCUACAAAGGAGAUCAUAAACACAAAACCUUUCUCAUGUUCUGAAUGCGGGAAAAGUUUUAGAGGGCACUCACAUCUUGUUUCACAUCAGAGAACCCACACAGGAGAGAAACCUUUCUCAUGUUCUGAAUGUGGGAGAUGGUUUAGACAUAACACAUCUCUAGUUUAUCAUCAGAGAGUUCACACAGGAGAGAAACCUUUCUCAUGUUCUGAAUGUGGAAAAUGUUUUAGCGUGCACUCACAUCUUGUUUCACAUCAGAGAACCCACUCAGGAGAGAAACCUUUCUCAUGUUCUGAAUGUGGGAAAUGUUUUAGCGGGCACUCAAAUCUUAUUACACAUCGGAGAACCCACUCAGGAGAGAAACCUUUCUCAUGUUCUGAAUGUGGAAAAUGUUUUAGAGGGCACUCACAUCUUGUUAUACAUCAGAGAACCCACACAGGAGAGAAACCUUUCUCAUGUUCCGAAUGUGGGAGAUGGUUUAGACAUUACACAACUCUAGUUACACAUCAGAGAACUCACACAGGAGAGAAACCUUUAUCAUGUUCUGAAUGUGGGAAAAGUUUUAGCGGACACACAAAUCUUGUUUCACAUCAGAGAACCCACUCAGGAGAGAAACCUUUCUCAUGUUCUGAGUGUGAGAAAUCUUUUAGGUGGCACUCAAAUCUUGUUAAACAUCAGAGAACUCACACAGGAGAGAAACCUUUCUCAUGUUCUGAAUGUGAGAAAUCUUAUAGGUGGCACUCAAAUCUUGUUUCACAUCAGAGAAUCCACACAGGUGAGAAACCUUUCUCAUGUGCAGAAUAGAAAAAUAGUUUUGUCAGUAAACCAGAUUUUGUUAAACAUCAGAUAACUGACACAGUAGAGUUUUUAUAAUGUGUUUAUAAAUUAACAUGGGAAUAAAACCUCUAAUACUGUGAAUUGUUCUCACCCUGACACAAUAUAUAAUACCUUUGACAGUAGCAAUGUAUAAAUGAUGCAUUGGUGUUGCGAUUGUGAUAACUCUACAGAGCCCCUCUCUACUU